GCGAGACGGCCAGUGACGCAAUAACUGCGCGCUCACAGAUUCAGAGGGUCGCCGCCGCGUCUGCGCAUGGUGAGCUGGUUGUCGCUGCAGCCGCCUGGAAUUGUGGGGGUUGUGUCUAACCUCUCGGCUGCCGGGCAGGAAGCCGAAGGUAAAAUUUACAGGUUCUUCUGGGCCUUAGGACCUGAUCUCUUUGAAGGUCUGCCUGCCAUACUGGGUGACCUUGGGCCUGCCCCCUUCCAGGAUGGCUCUUCUGGGAAUGCUGCUUGGGCUGCUGAUGGCUUCCUGUUUCACCUUCUGCCUCAGUCAUCAGAACCCGGGCAGGCUGUCCCUGCAGGAUCCCAUGUGCGGCUGAAUCUCCAGACUGGGGCAAGAGAAGUGAAACUUCAAGAAGAGGACAAGUUCCGAAGUAAUUUGAAAGGGUUGAAAAAAGGCAGAAGGCUGGACAUCAACACUAACACCUACACAUCUCAGGACCUCAAGAGUGCUCUGGCAAAAUUCAAGGAGGGGGCAGAAGUGGAGAGUUCAAAGGAAGACAAGGCAAGGCAGGCCAAAGUUAAACGACUCUUUCGCCCCAUCGAGGAGCUGAAGAAGGACUUUGAGGAGCUGAAUGUUAUCAUUGAGACUGACAUGCAGAUCAUGGUACGGCUAAUCAACAAGUUCAAUAGUUCCAGCUCCAGCUUAGAAGAGAAGAUUGCUGCACUCUUUGAUCUUGAAUAUUAUGUCCAUCAGAUGGAUAAUGCGCAGGACCUGCUUUCCUUUGGUGGCCUUCAAGUGGUGAUCAAUGGGCUGAACAGCACAGAGCCCCUGGUGAAGGAGUAUGCUGCAUUUGUGCUAGGAGCUGCCUUUUCCAGCAACCCAAAGGUUCAAGUAGAGGCCAUUGAGGGGGGAGCCCUACAGAAGCUGCUGGUCAUCCUGGCUACGGAACAGCCUCUCCCUGCAAAGAAGAAGGUCCUGUUUGCGCUGUGCUCCCUACUGCGACACUUCCCCUAUGCCCAGCAGCAGUUCCUGAAACUGGGGGGCCUGCAGGUGCUGCGGAGCCUGGUGCAGGCAAAGGGUACAGAGAUGCUGGCUGUGCGUGUGGUCACUCUGCUUUAUGACCUGGUCACUGAAAAGGCCCUUGGCAUAAAGGCCACACACAGCCGGGACUCAGCCAGACCCUCACGCCCCCUGGGCCAGAACAGCCUCACAUUCUACACACAGGAAGGGGGCCUCAGCCUACUGUUGUGACCCGCCCGUGUGUGGACCCUCCACCCUUGUCCACUUGGACAACUCCCACAUAGCCCUCCAAACUCAGGGAAGUGCCAUCCUGUUCUCUUGGCUGUGCCCUCUGUCCUCUGAGUGAGUGAAUCGUGUGGAGGUGAGGCUGCCACUGCCACGGACGGAGGUGUAGAUGGUGUGACUCAACUUGAGAGCUGAGCACCCAUUGCUAGGUGUGCUGUGUGCUGGGCACUGGCCGUGUGUGGUCCUGAAGGGGGCACAUCAUCACAUAAGAGAUGAUGCCGGGCCCGUCCAAGGCUGUUCGGCUGUCAGUGGCGGAGCAAGAAUUCAAACCCAGACUGCUGGCAUCCACCGGGCACUGCUGAAUUGCAGUCAUUGUGCUCCUCAGGGAUUACUCCGUUAAUUUCUCUUCUCCUGCUAGACCCUGAGCUCCUCAAGGGCAGGGACCAUGUCUCCGUCUAGGUUUCUCCGGCAUACUGCACAGUUGUUUUUGAUGAAUGGAUGGAGGGACAGACAGAUGGACCUAUGGGUGGAUGGGUGGGGGAACCUGAUUGAAGCUGUGAAUCCAGCUGGCCCUCUCCCAUGUUGGGCCUUUGAGGCCCAGAAGGAAGAGCGGGUGGACGGAUGAUGAGCCACAUGCUUUCCCAUGACUGCUCUCUGUGUGUUCUCUCCCCCAACCC
Messenger RNA from Mustela lutreola (European mink), 1898 nucleotides. It is a transcript of the gene SIL1, whose product is annotated as SIL1 nucleotide exchange factor. The transcript is spliced from 10 exons. Bases 67 to 1227 code for a protein of 386 amino acids. The record is from RefSeq and is a predicted model, not a curated record. Lineage: Eukaryota; Metazoa; Chordata; Mammalia; Carnivora; Mustelidae.